ACUGAUUGAGUUGCACGGCUCUGAAUUUGCCUGUUAGUUGUAUUUAUUCUUAGAGCUUGUUCUUCGUUUGUUCAGCGUGAAAAUCGUGACUUAUCUUGCUUUUUCUUAUCUAUUCAUCUAGUCACACGGCUCCGUCCCAUUCUAGAAAUCCUAUAAAUUCCUGAGAAAUCCCAAACAACUCCGAGAUCGAAAUUAUCGCAUUAUUGUAUUCCAGAAAGCUACCCCCACAAUGGCCAUUUCCAUCCAAAGCCAGUCGGCGUACUCUCCGGCGAUUCCUAUAGCGACACAAGAGUACGACGCUGAGAACAGACUCAGAAAACAGUGUAUACUGCCCCUUCGAAACUCCGUCACCAUAACGUCUAUCAAGUCGACUCUCUACAACAAACGAACCAACUAUAGAGGUUCCAAACGUCUGAGAAAUAAAAACCACCAAGUGAAUCGAACCCAAGUAGCAGCUCACCCUCUCAAUGAGUUUGCACCACAAAACCCAAGUCCUGACUACUACCAAUACGAAUAUGAAGCAAACUACAACCAUCUUGGAAACGAAGACGACGUGAAACAUUUUGAAAAUGUAGACGGCGAAAAUGCCGAAGUAGAAGAGGUUGACAUCGACGAAGAAGAAGAAAUCGAAGACGACUAUUCUUACGACGAUUACUCACUCAGUUCAGAGUCGUCGCAUUCCACUUCCACUGAUCGUCUUUCUUCGCUUUCAGCAUCUUCCCAUAGAAAUUGUUACUGCUACUUCUCGUACAACAACAAUCAUCACAGCUUCUCGUACGUUUCCAAAAGCUCUCGCUAUGGCUCUGUGAUCAACAUACCCAAGUCGGUAACAUCCUCGCUAUCUUCAUCUGCGCCUUCUGUGUUCUCGUCCUACAUUUCGUCAUCUUCACCUUUGGCAACGACAUCGGUAUCCAAAACUGCCUCCUUUGCGGCGCCAUCUAUUGUAACCAACUCAGCCAUGACUGCCACCACAGAAACGUCACCAGCAUUUACUAUAAGUAGCAACGACACACACCGCAGUUUGCACAAGUCUUCUUCCACCGAGUCUCUCUAUAAAGUAUUGAAAACACAAGACAGUCUCGAUUUGAAGAAGAAAGCUUCACCCAUAUCAAAGCUCACGAACUCAUUCAGAUCCUGGAAAGAUUCCUUGCAAAGGAACUUAUCUACCUACUCUUUGCUUCAGGAGACUCCCAGAAUGACGGACGAUGUUUUACCUCCUAUAGCUGCAUCCGCUUCAGGUUCGCGUUGGGCCGUUUUGGCAGAUGUUCACGAAGCAGAAGAGCCAGAGGACGACGAGGAUGAAAAGAGUUUGCAUCAAGAACUCACGACUUUUGAAUGUGCCGAUUCGAAUGAUGUAGAGUACGAUUCGUUGAAGACACCAUCUUGUAAAUCGUUCAAGAACCGAGACAAUAGAAUCAACUCGUCGUUCUUGAGACUCUACGCUUUUGACUACAACGCCAGAAUGAACUCCAAGACGUUGCCCAACACUGCCAGCUUCGGCAGUGGCGAUACCAAUGUGAACCAAACAGAGUUGUUUAGACUCGUAGCUGACAAGCCACAAUUGUUAGUUUUCCACCAUCGCUACAAUGUCUGUCGUAUCUCCAACAUGUCGCGUGACAAGUUGUGGAACAGUGUGAUUCUUCCUCCUCGUAGCGACGAUUCUCCUUUGUUGGGGAUCGACUGCAACAACUAUGUCUUUUUGGGAAACGCAGACCUCGAUGACAUCGACUACCUGCUUACCCGUAAGUCUGGAAACUAUCUUCCUUGGGAUUCUACUCUGUUGUCUUUGCGUCCAACAUUGAAGCCAGCUGGUAUCUUGUAUAACGGCAAGACUAAGCCUAACGGCAUGGCACCAAACUCCGGUUUCACCAAGACUCAGUUCACCGUCAAGGGCUGGUGCAAUCCCAGAUGGAUGGACUGCUCCUCCUAAGAGCAGCUCAAAAAGGUUCAAUACUGGUUUAUUACCUUUGGCUGCUACUUGAUAAUAAGAUUUGCAAUCUAAAACUACAGCAAACUAAAAUUACAGCAUAAGUGAAGAACAGCUCGCCUGAUUCUUCU
Molecule: messenger RNA, 2058 nt
Organism: Scheffersomyces stipitis CBS 6054
Lineage: Eukaryota; Fungi; Ascomycota; Pichiomycetes; Serinales; Debaryomycetaceae
Exons: 1
Coding region: 230-1930 (566 amino acids)
Source: RefSeq, a predicted model, not a curated record